AUGCAGGCCACAAGGUAUGUUUUCCUUCAUGCUUUAGGGAAUAAUCAACUCAUCAACAGCCCUCCACCUCCACCCGAUCCUGGUACAUCCUCGUCCGGGUAUGAUGGUAAUGAUCAGAGUCCUUGGACUUUGAGGGCGAGGGCAAUAGAUAACUGGCUCUUAGGUCAUAAGGUUGUUGCCAGCGCGACUGCAGCAUCACUCAUAUCUACCUUUGCUGGGUUUCCUCUUGAUUCACUAAAAUCACGCUUACAAAGUUCUCGAGAAGUCAGUAGUCUUCCUCGACUAGCUGCUGAGGUUGUACGAGAAGAAGGUAUAGGAGGACUACCAUUGAUAACUAUAUCCAUCGUUCGAACAGUUUCAUUCACCGUCUACACAUCUAGCAAAAGAAUCCUCAACCUCUCUCCAUCAGAUACUCCUUACACGGGAGAAGGUUCCACAACCCCUUGGAUUGACGUACGUCUAGGAAUCCUCAAUCAAGAUUCCGCUCGGGAUGUAGCUUUAACUUCAAUGUUGGCAGGUGGAGCUUCUGGUGCUGUCGUAUGUCUAGGUUCUGCGCCUUUCGAAUUGGUCAAAGUAAGAAGACAAUUGGAAUAUCAAAUAUAUCGUGAUACUCAUCCUGAAUUCCCUGGAACAUCGAUCUCUCCUCCUGCUCCACCUCCCAACUACACGGCGAGACCAAGACCACCACCUUUCGUACCACCUACAACGUUGCAAGCUGUCAAGAUGAUCAUCUCUUCGCUCGGUCCUAUGGGUUUGUAUUCUGGUUUCAGAUUACAUUUCAUACGUGAUACUUUAGGGACGGCAUUGUAUUUUGCGGAAUAUGAUACUAUGCGACAUGCACUUGGGAGGAAACGUGAUUUAGGAAGAGGGAAGACUAAUGAUGAGGUGGAAGUAGAAAGAAUGGGUGGGAGGGAAGAACAAGGAGAGCUACCAGAUUGGGCAAAGGGUUGGUUACCCAUAGGUUUUGUGCCAUUUCUAUGUGGAAGUCUGGCGGGAGUGACAAGUUGGGCUUUGAUUUAUCCCGUUGAUGCAAUCAAGACAAAAGCUCAACAACGCGCUUUGGCCGGUUUGGAGCCCAGAACAGCUUUAACCCAGUUCUCCCGUUUAGUCCGUGGAACAGACAAAGAUCAUCCUAAACCUCUUUUAAUGGGUAUAGCACGAUUGUACAGAGGAUUAGGAGUAUCCAUGAUGCGUUCCAUGUUCACUCACGGAUUACUAUGGACCAUCGUGGAUUACGCAGGUUCCAAGAUUGAUCAACGACCAUUCGAACGGUGGCUAGGUACUUGA
Tremella mesenterica DSM 1558 is the source of this 1287-nucleotide messenger RNA. RefSeq lists its product as uncharacterized. Bases 1 to 1287 code for a protein of 428 amino acids. Gene Ontology annotation, biological process: transport. NCBI's taxonomy places the organism in Eukaryota, Fungi, Basidiomycota, Tremellomycetes, Tremellales, Tremellaceae. The transcript has 9 exons. Gene Ontology annotation, molecular function: transmembrane transporter activity. The record is from RefSeq and is a predicted model, not a curated record.